This is a messenger RNA of Enhydra lutris kenyoni (northern sea otter), 240 nucleotides long. Its product is annotated as calcium/calmodulin dependent protein kinase II inhibitor 2. The record is from RefSeq and is a predicted model, not a curated record. Gene Ontology annotation, molecular function: calcium-dependent protein kinase inhibitor activity; protein kinase binding. Lineage: Eukaryota; Metazoa; Chordata; Mammalia; Carnivora; Mustelidae. The coding region runs from base 1 to 240 and encodes 79 amino acids. Gene Ontology annotation, biological process: negative regulation of protein kinase activity. The transcript has 2 exons.
AUGUCCGAGAUCCUGCCCUACAGUGAGGACAAGAUGGGCCGCUUCGCCGCCGACCCCGAGGGCUCCGACCUCUCCUUCAGCUGCCGCCUGCAGGACACCAACUCCUUCUUCGCGGGCAACCAAGCCAAGCGACCCCCCAAGCUGGGCCAGAUCGGCCGAGCCAAGAGAGUGGUGAUCGAGGAUGACCGGAUAGACGACGUGCUGAAGGGGAUGGGGGAGAAGCCGCCGUCCGGAGUGUAG